GAAAAAUGGGUCCCCGCAAGCGACCAAUUUCUGAAGACACGAAAACGAAAGACUCUAUUAGUAACAUCUACCCUCAUAUUAAUGAAAAACGGACACCGUUGCCAAGAUAUUGGUCGCACGAGGAUAAAUGCGAACAUUUGGGCCUGUCAAAUCGUAAUUUAAUUGUCACUUACAAAGGACAAGGCGUGGAUAAAAAUCACAAGGACGCUGGAUCUGUGCGAACUGCACAUCCAAUUCCGACCGGUGUUGGCAUUUACUACUUCGAGAUAUUUGUCCACAGUAAAGGAAGAGACGGCUACAUGGGCAUUGGCAUCUCUCCUCACAGCCAGAGUAAUCUCAACCGGCUGCCAGGCUGGGACAAAGACUCAUAUGGGUACCACGGAGACGAUGGGAACUCUUUUUGCUCCAAAGGAAGUGGACAACCGUAUGGUCCUACUUUUACCACAGGGGAUACUGUUGGCUGUGGUAUUAACUUCGUGGAGCGGACCUGCUUCUUCACGAAAAAUGGAAUCAAUCUAGGGCCAGUAGUAACAGAUCUACCACUACGAUCCUUCUAUCCAACUGUGGGGCUACAAACGCCAGGAGAAACAGUCGAGGCCAACUUUGGACAGAAGCCGUUUGUCUUUGACCUUUCCGAUUUCAAAUUUGAGGCGAAGUAUUUCAUCAACAAAACCGUUUCAAGCCGCGCGAUAGCACAAUCUCUGCAUUCGCUUGUUUCGUCUUAUCUUAUUCAUAGAGGAUACAACAAAUCAGCCUACGCACUCGCAAAACAGACUGGAAUGGCAGUAUCUGAAGGAAUGCAAUCGAUUGAGAAUAGACGGUUCCUUGAGAAGCUGAUAACUGAGGGAAACAUAAGCGAAGCUCUGACUGAAACAGAAAAGCGCUAUCCGAGUCUUCUCAGUGACAACAUCAAACUUGAAUUUCUUCUGAAAUGCCGCCAGUUUGUCGAACUUGUUGCAAGCGGAUCGAACAAUAAUUGCCAGGAAUCUAAUAGAAUCCAAUCUAAUGGUGACAUAAAUGGAUCUUCGGAGAAUAGCGUAGCCCCUGAGAGCGAAAGUCGAAACCAGAUUGAUGUAAAUGGCGAGAGGUUGCAGAUAAGUGCUACUGGCAUCCCUCCGUCUGUUUCGAAUGGGUCUGAAAGCAAUGGAAUCGCCGUAAUGUCGAAUGAUGUAGUAUUACCGGAGGCAGAACUUUCACAGAGACCAGAAUCGCGUCUUUCAGAAGGACCGACUGAAAUGGACCUGGAUUGCAAUAGUUGCCACGCAAACAACGCAGAAGCUAAUCAGAAUAGUUAUCUCGAUUCUCAAGCUGCAUCAAGUUCAAGUAAUGCUACUAAUACCAAUGCUAACGCAAUGAGCAAUGAAGAUUCUCGUAUAAUGGAAGCUAUUUUACAGGGUAGGAAAUUGAGGCAAUUGGCAGACAAAGCAAUAGCAUCCGGUGAUUGCAAUUCGGAAAACAUAGAACAGCAUUUGUUAGAAGUUUUUGGCCUCUUAGCAUAUGAAAAACCCGGUGAAAGUCCCUUAAAACAUGUACUAGAGCCUAGUUACAGAGAACGUGCUUGCAAUUUGCUCAAUGGGGCUAUACUUCAGUCUCAUAACAUGGCGGCAGAUCCACAGUUACAGACAUUGUUAAUCCAAUCAGCCACCUGUUUGCAGGAGAUGACGUCACUAGGAAUGCCAGAAGCUGCUUUUGUCAGUAUGAAAGAUGUAGUUCAGUAAAUAAAACAGUGUCAGGGCAAAUGGGAACAGCUGACUAGUGUGAACUACUUUUGUCAAAUUAAUCAAAAACGAGAUGAAAUAGUUCUAAUUAUUUUCUCAUACUUUGAGUCAUACAAAAAACUCAAAAUAUUCGUCAAAAAGAUUGUUUGUUGAUUUCAAUGCUACUUUAUUGUGUUCAAUUUGGUACGUUUUUGAUUUCAA
Messenger RNA from Symsagittifera roscoffensis, 1919 nucleotides. Its product is annotated as ran-binding protein 10-like. The record is from RefSeq and is a predicted model, not a curated record. Gene Ontology annotation, molecular function: protein binding. Gene Ontology annotation, cellular component: cytoplasm; nucleus. Lineage: Eukaryota; Metazoa; Xenacoelomorpha; Acoela; Convolutidae. Gene Ontology annotation, biological process: proteasome-mediated ubiquitin-dependent protein catabolic process.